AGUAACACACAGCGUUCUUCUUCUUCGUUUAUCUUGAAGAAGAGGAUUGAUGAAAAUUUGUUGAGAAAUUGUUAAUUUUUUUUGGAUCAUUUUUCGAUUUGAAGGAGGAAAUGAUGACAACCCAGAAUAGGCGGUCGUCUGCGGUGGCGAAGAGACAAGCAAUGGCAGCGAAUUCAUCGGGGUUAGAGCAUAAUCAGACCGGAAAAUUGAAUGCCAAGAAACGACCGGCUUUGUCUAAUAUCUCGAAUAAUACAACUGUCUCUGCUCGGAACUCGGUUUCUCAUUCCUCCAAACUCGCACCAUGUACAUCCAAGAUUGUAAACAUUAAGAAGAACACUUCCGCUUGCAACAGUAAUGCAGUUUCCUCAGGGACUGCUGUUCUGCCAGCAUCCUCCUCUGUGAGACCAAGCAGCAAACCUGUUUCUAUUCAAAGAAGUGAUGCAGUUGUGCCUAAGAUCACUGUCAUUCCUGUUCCUGCCACUUGCAGCAUGGACAUUUCUCCAUCUCACUCAGAUGGAUCAUUAGUCUCCAUGGAUGAAUCUAUGUCGAAUUCCGACACAGUGAGAAGUCCGGAGGUCGAAUACAUAGAUGACCAUGAAUUAGCUGCAGUUGAUUCCAUCGAGAAGAAAGCGUGUAGCACCCUCUACAUCUCAGAACAUGUCAAAGCCGCAGCAGCUGAUAUAUGCAAGAGAGAUGUACUUGUGGACUUGGAAUCAGGGGACAAAAUUAUCAACAUUGAUAACAAUCUUGUUGACCCACAGUUAUGUGCUACAAUGGCCUGUGACAUAUACAAACAUUUGAGAGCCUCUGAGGCAAAGAAAAGGCCUUCCACAGAUUUCAUGGCGAAAGUACAGAAAGACAUCAAUCCUAGCAUGCGCGCUAUCUUAAUCGACUGGCUUGUUGAGGUUGCCGAGGAGUACAGGCUUGUCCCAGACACGCUGCAUUUGACAAUUAAUUACAUUGAUCGAUAUCUUUCGGGCAACCUGAUGGACAGACAACGACUACAGUUGCUUGGAGUAGCUUGCAUGAUGAUCGCAUCAAAAUAUGAGGAGAUCUGUGCACCUCAAGUUGAAGAGUUCUGCUACAUAACAGACAACACUUACUUCAAGGAGGAGGUGUUGCAAAUGGAGUCUGCUGUUUUAAAUUACUUGAAGUUUGAAAUGACAGCUCCAACAGCCAAAUGUUUUCUGAGGAGGUUUGUUCGAGCUGCUCAAGGACUUAAUGAGGUUCUGUCACUGCAGUUGGAACACUUGGCUAGCUACAUUGCAGAACUCUCUCUUUUAGAAUACAACAUGCUUUGUUAUGCUCCAUCACUCAUUGCUGCUUCUGCAAUUUUUUUGGCCAAAUAUAUUCUUCUUCCUUCAGUGAAACCUUGGAAUUCUACCUUGAGGCAUUAUACUUUGUAUCAACCCUCUGAUUUACGAGACUGUGUCUUGGCACUACACGGCCUUUGCUGCAACAACAACAAUUCUAGCUUACCAGCAGUCCGGGAAAAAUACAGCCAACACAAGUACAAAUUUGUUGCAAAGAAGUAUUGCCCUCCAACUGUACCUGUAGAAUUCUUCCAGAACAUAAGCAGCUAAAGCCAGGGAGAUAAUGUGAGAAGAGGCAUCUACUUCAGUAGUUCCAAUUGUCUGUUGGAUUAACUCGUGGCAUUCAGUCUUAUAUAGCCUUUAACUUGCAAUGUCCAUGGAAGAGAGCUUCAUUCUUGGUUUUUCUCUCCUUGAGGGGCCUUAGCAGAGCAUCUUUGUUUGUAGUCAUUAACAUUGACAUUGCAGGAUUAGUCUCUUGUACUCUACUGUUUUUCUCUGGCUUAGUUUGUCUAGUCAAUUUGUGUACAGAAGAAGCGCUAUUGGCUGUUUCAUUAGCUCAGAAACUAUUCAGUAAUGAUUCCUUUGUGGAACUAUUGGCAGUUUGUACAAUUAGUAUUGAGAAGAACAUCCCAACUGAUCAAA
Molecule: messenger RNA, 1955 nt
Organism: Solanum pennellii
Lineage: Eukaryota; Viridiplantae; Streptophyta; Magnoliopsida; Solanales; Solanaceae
Product: cyclin-A1-4
Exons: 11
Coding region: 111-1583 (490 amino acids)
Biological process (GO): regulation of cyclin-dependent protein serine/threonine kinase activity; mitotic cell cycle phase transition
Cellular component (GO): cytoplasm; cyclin-dependent protein kinase holoenzyme complex; nucleus
Molecular function (GO): cyclin-dependent protein serine/threonine kinase regulator activity
Source: RefSeq, a predicted model, not a curated record